Bipolaris sorokiniana ND90Pr is the source of this 2088-nucleotide messenger RNA. RefSeq lists its product as uncharacterized. The transcript has a single exon. The record is from RefSeq and is a predicted model, not a curated record. NCBI's taxonomy places the organism in Eukaryota, Fungi, Ascomycota, Dothideomycetes, Pleosporales, Pleosporaceae. Gene Ontology annotation, biological process: thiamine biosynthetic process. Gene Ontology annotation, molecular function: thiamine-phosphate diphosphorylase activity; ATP binding; magnesium ion binding. Bases 272 to 1936 code for a protein of 554 amino acids. Gene Ontology annotation, cellular component: cytoplasm.
UGCUUUUUCCAACGAGGGGCACCGUGGUUGGGCCCCGCACAGCAAUCUCAGAGCACUGCACACAUACCUGCACCCGCAGAAAUACCGUGCACGUACCUACAUGGCAAACGUGUGCUGCUGAAGACAUUGUUGCUUCUUCCCUAGCCAAUUGAAGGCCUGCGCCGAACCCGUCUCGAUUGCGUCAUUUCCGAUAGCGUCUUCCAACGUCUUGACCUUGCAUGCUGGGGUCACAUUUGUUUUGGAGUCCCCCAACGUACGUAGGAGGGAAAAGAUGAGCGGCCAAAAAGUAGAUUACAGCUUAUAUCUCGUGACUGACUCCACAGAAGCCAUUCUCGGCUCCCGCAACUUGGUUGAUGUUGUUGAGCACGCUUUACUCGGCGGUGUCACCAUUGUUCAGUACAGAGACAAGACCUCUGACACCGGCCUCCUCAUCUCCACAGCAAAAGCCCUACAUGAAAGAUGCAGAGCACACAGUAUCCCCCUUGUUAUAAACGACCGUGUUGACGUCGCAUUGGCUAUCGGUUGUGAGGGUGUACAUCUGGGGCAGGAUGACAUGAACGUAGUCGAAGCCCGCCGUAUCCUGGGCAAAGACAAGAUCGUCGGCGCCACCGUCUCUUCCGUCCAGGAGGCCCGGGUUGCCGUUGAACGAGGAGCAGACUAUUUAGGCAUUGGCACUUUAUACGCCACAAACACAAAGAAGAACACCAAGGAGAUAAUUGGCAUUCCUGGCAUCCGCGAGAUACUGAGAUACCUUGACCAAGGGAACGAAGCAGAGAAGAACGUCAAGACAGUGUGCAUAGGUGGAGUGAACGCCUCGAAUGUGCAGCGCGUAACCCACCAACUUCUCGCUCCAACGCCUGUCCAACCCAACCCCAAAACCAUUGACGGCGUUGCUGUAGUAUCAGCCAUAGUCGGAGCCUCUGACCCCAAAGCUGCCUCGCAAAACCUAUUGAAGCUUGUCAAAUCCCCACCACCGUUCAAGCUCAAGUCGACCGAGCCACACUUUUGGCACGAGAAGGAUGAAGAUGAAAUUACGUCUCUCCUAGCCCAAGCGGUCAAAAACACACAAAGGGUCAAGCAGCUAGGUCCAUUGUCCCACAACAUGACCAACCUUGUUGUCCAAAACUUUGCUGCCAACGUCGCCCUCUCCAUUGGUGCCUCGCCCAUCAUGGCGAACUACGGCGAGGAAGCUCACGACCUAUCCCAACUCGGCGGUGCCUUGGUUGUAAAUAUGGGCACCGUCACUCCUGACGGCAUCCUCAACUACCAAAAAGCCAUAUCCGCAUACAACGCCGCUGGCAGCCCCAUUGUCCUUGACCCCGUAGGCGCAGGCGCAACAUCCGUCCGGCGCGCUGCCCUCUCCACCCUCAUGGGCACCGGCUACUUCGACCUGAUCAAAGGAAACGAAAAGGAGAUUCUAGCCGUAGCGCGUGCAUCCGGGUACACGGUGACGGAUAGCUCGCAGCAACGCGGUGUAGACAGCGGCGCCUCGCUCUUCUCGCUAGCCCAAAAAGCAUAUCUCGUCCAGCGCCUUGCAGCUCGCGAGCGUAAUCUUGUCCUCAUGACAGGCGCAACAGAUGUGGUGUCCGACGGCAUACGCACAUAUGCCAUUGCAAAUGGACACGAGUAUCUCGGUCGCAUCACGGGCAGUGGGUGUACACUGGGUACCACGCUAUCCGCCUACCUCGCUGCUAACCCCAAGGAUAAGCUUCAUGCUGCUGUCGCGGCUAUUUUGCAUUACGAAAUUGCGGCUCAAAUUGCUGCUGAGCGACACGAUGUCAGCGGCCCUGGCACGUUUGUGCCCGCGUUUUUGGACGAGCUGUGGAAUUUUGGCGAGGCGGUUGUAAAAGGCGGGGGCGACGCCUUGUUACGGGAGAAGGCAAAGGUGCAGUGUCUCAAGGAUAUUGCGGAUGCGGGGUUGUUAAAGGACUUGUGAGGAAAGUAAAGGGUGGUUUGGAUAUCCCGUUGGAGAAAAAGCACAUGGAAUAAAAGUGUCAAUUACUAAAGCACACCCUUUUGCUCCCCCCUCUCUUUUCAACACUUCUUCAUCAUGAAGCAGAAUGAAAGAGCAGGAGGAGAAAAAAACUG